Beta vulgaris subsp. vulgaris (sugar beet) is the source of this 1253-nucleotide messenger RNA. RefSeq names its product chloride conductance regulatory protein ICln. Lineage: Eukaryota; Viridiplantae; Streptophyta; Magnoliopsida; Caryophyllales; Amaranthaceae. Gene Ontology annotation, cellular component: cytosol; plasma membrane; spliceosomal complex. Gene Ontology annotation, biological process: mRNA cis splicing, via spliceosome; cell volume homeostasis; spliceosomal snRNP assembly. The transcript has 6 exons. The coding region runs from base 72 to 776 and encodes 234 amino acids. The record is from RefSeq and is a predicted model, not a curated record.
AAAACCCUAGUAAAAUCACACUUCCAAGUUCCACUUCAACCCCAAGUCCGGAAGUCCCCAACAACUCAAAAAUGGCGGUAGGGCUUAGAAUCUUCGCAGAAAGAACCGGCGACGGCGCAGGCCAACCAAUUCUCGACGCCGACAAUGGCGAAGUGCUUAUGCACACUCUACCUUCCGUUUCCAUUGUCCUCGGAAAUCGAGCCCCCGAAUCACCCGGCACUCUCUACAUUUCCUCCAAAAAAGUGAUUUGGCUGAGCGAUGUAGAUAGGAGUAGAGGUUAUGCCGUGGAUUUCGUGUCGAUUUCGCUUCACGCUGUUUCCAGAGAUAUUGAAGCUUAUCCUUCACCUUGCAUUUACACUCAGAUUGAAACUGGAGAUGAUGAAGGUGACAAUGAAGAUGAAGAAGACGAAGAGCAACAACAAACCGUUGAUUGGUCUUAUGGAAUAUCAGAGGUUAAAGAAAUGAGGCUUGUUCCAUCUGAUUCUAGUCAAUUGGAAACUUUGUUUGAGGUCUUCUGUGAAUGCGCAGAGCUGAAUCCUGAACCUAGGCAAGACGAAGAUACAGAGGAGCACAAUUGGAUUUUCAGUGCUGACCAGUUGAAUUCUGAGAAUGCUUCUAACUGGACCUUCUCUGAGGAUUUAGUCAAUUCAAUAGGUCAUUCAAAUGGCCAUCAUGACUUGGCACAUAAUGUACUUCAGCUGCACAUCAAUGACCAGUGCUUUGAGGAUGCGGAAGAAAUGGAUCAAGAACAUGAUAGAGACAAUAACCGCCAGUAAUCUACUUCAGAUGCAAAUGUUUCAUCAAUAUCUUAAUGAUCCCUAAUUUGAUUCUGAGCUUUCAAUACCUUCUUUGAGUGUGGUGAGUUGGUUAAUUUGUGGCUGUAUUGUCUGUAUAGUGUUGAAUCUUCUGAAAAUGAAGGGGAACAUGUUUAAUUGACUUUCAAUCAUUUUAGUUGGUAGGAACUUUUGUUUAUAACCUGAAGGUUUAAGCUUUUUAUUCUUAUCAUGUGAAGUGUUCGCAUUUGAAUGUUUUGUGCAAACACUGCUGAUUUAGGGGGUAUGAAGAACUAGUCCAGUUUGCUACAGAAAUAUGUAAAAUAUGCUUUAAAUACCUUGGGAAUUUCUUCCUCCUGGCAAGAGGGCUGUAACUUGAGAAAUUUAUGUAUCAAAGAAGUACAUUUCUCUGUCACCAUUAGGUUGUAAGAUUACUAUACCCUUGUUUGAUAGAGUUUAUUCGUGUCUCUAUUUGCAUUA